Molecule: messenger RNA, 4667 nt
Organism: Manduca sexta (tobacco hornworm)
Lineage: Eukaryota; Metazoa; Arthropoda; Insecta; Lepidoptera; Sphingidae
Gene: RagA-B
Product: ras-related GTP-binding protein A
Exons: 7
Coding region: 258-1181 (307 amino acids)
Biological process (GO): regulation of autophagy; cellular response to starvation; cellular response to amino acid stimulus
Cellular component (GO): Gtr1-Gtr2 GTPase complex; nucleus; lysosome
Molecular function (GO): GTP binding; GTPase activity
Source: RefSeq, a predicted model, not a curated record
CUCAAUUGGUUAUGACAUGAGAGCUCAUGUCAUUGCUUUGUCGUAAACGGGAAUUACGCCUACAAUUAUUUUUUCUUUUCAUUUAAAUUUAUUAUUACUACAUUAAAAUUAUAUUACCAUCGUUAUAACUUAAACAAUUUUAAUUUACAACUUGAUGUAUUCUAUAUGUGAAAUUCUCCAUUAGAUUAAGAAUAACUUCGACACAAAGUAAAGGAACUCAAAGUUUUAGACCCUUGACCUAGCACAAGUUAGUCAACAUGAAGAAAAAGGUAUUAUUGAUGGGAAAAAGUGGCUCAGGGAAGACCAGUAUGAGGUCUAUUAUAUUUGCCAACUACAUAGCAAGAGACACUCGAAGACUUGGUGCCACAAUUGAUGUUGAACACUCUCAUGUCCGAUUUCUGGGUAACCUGGUGCUUAAUUUAUGGGACUGUGGGGGGCAGGAGGCAUUCAUGGAAAACUACUUUGCUUCACAAAGAGAUAACAUAUUCAGAAAUGUGGAAGUAUUGAUAUAUGUUUUUGAUGUGGAGAGCAGAGAAAUGGAAAAGGAUAUGCAUUAUUACCAGUCAUGUCUAGAAGCAAUAUUACAGAAUUCACCAGAUGCAAGAAUAUUUUGUUUGGUGCACAAAAUGGACCUGAUAGCAGAGGAACAGCGUGAGGAAAUAUUCAGAGAGAGGGAGGAGGAUCUCAAACGGCUCUCUAAACCACUUGAGUGUACUUGUUUCAGAACUAGUAUAUGGGAUGAAACACUGUAUAAGGCGUGGUCAAGUAUAGUGUAUAAGUUAAUACCAAAUGUGAAAGCGUUGGAAUCUUCACUGAAACAGUUUGCUGCUAUUGUGGAUGCUGAUGAGGUGUUGCUGUUCGAGCGCGCGACGUUCCUGGUGGUGUCGCACUGCCAGCGGCGGCCGCACCGCGAUGCGCACCGCUUCGAGAAAGUCUCCAACAUCAUCAAGCAGUUCAAACUCUCCUGUUCCAAGCUCGCCGCGCAGUUCCAGAGCAUGGAGGUACGCAACAGCGUGUUCGCGGCGUUCAUAGACGGGUUCACGAGCAACACUUACGUGAUGGUCGAGAUGUCUGACCCCAAGAUACCGUCGGAAGCUACGCUCAUCAACAUUAGAAACGCGCGCAAACACUUCGAGAAGCUAGAAAAAGUGUCGUCCAGCGCGCCCAGCCAGUAUCAAUGAGACGCGCAUACCUCGUGACGGUAGUUAAUUGUUCAACGUGCGCGCGCAUGUCACGACUUUUUGACAGAUUGACGCUUGGACUUUGACAGCUGUCAUUUGUAAAUACCAGCAAAAUAGUCUGUAAAGACUUAUAUUACUAGUUAUGUCUGUUAUACGAAGAUCAGGUGAAUAGUGGACAGUUUAUAAAUAAAUUACAGGCUACAGGCUUCUUUAGGUUAUUUGGCCAAUUGCUAUAUUCAAAGCAUUAGGUUAUAUAAAUAAAAUGACAGGAUUGUAUCUGUCAAUAAUGCCAUCACACUUGGUGCGCUGUACGUUUGUAAUAUCGGAAGUGCUUAGCACGAAAACUCUUGCCAAAGCAAGGCGUUAGAUGGUGUUCGUUGUUGCGUAAUUUUAUUGCUGUGGUCUAUUAAAUAAUUUAUAUAUCAGUUUCUAAACUUCAUUAAAUUCCAAAAUAAUUGUUUGUCAAAAUUUAAACAUUAUAUUUACCUCUUUCUGUAGGUAUGUAAGUGUAUAUAAAUCUCUUUCAUACUAUUCCGUCGCCUUUGUUAUGUAAUGAAAAGGGACUUAAAUCUUAUACUAAGGACAUGUUUCACUACGUCUGAGUAAAUGCUACUUGUCAUAAAUGUAUAAACCGACCAAAUAAAAAAGUCACACUUUAAUCUAUGCUCCCAGAUAAAUCGUAAUAAUUUUACUACUACCUACAUUAGCAGUAUAACUGUCAAAUAAACUUUACUUGAAAUUUGUGAAACAAGCCCUUAUUCAUAAGACUUAGCAAGAUGAUAAUGACAAUGCCAUAUCAAUUGCUUUGAUGUCAAUUAUAUAACUUUAUAAUUGUUAAUUAAAUGUUUAUAUUUACAAAACAUAAAGCUUGAUGUUGCUAGUAGAAAUUUCAUAUUAAUUGGUUCUAUCCGAUUAAAAUAGGAAUCUGCUGCGGUAUUUUCUUGUCCCCGUUGAUGUAGAUUAAAUAAUGAUAAAUAUAAAGAGUAAAUAUUAAAAAAAAUACAAGAAAAAGGUAAAUAUAUUGUCGCUGUAUCAGAAACCCGUAACUAGGAAAUAAAUAGAACUUUAAAUAUUAUUGAGUUAAUAUAUUAAAAUAAAUUAUAAACUAAUUUAGAAUAUUUAAACAUGUACCUAUUUGUUUUUAAAUAAACUAGUUCGUUCAUAAUAUAAGUUAUAUAUGUAGAAUAUAUAUAGAAGCGUUAAAAUUACGCCGUAGCUGGUAUGGAAAGUAAUAGAAUUGGUUAAAAUAUGUAAACAACCACCAUAAGACUAUGUCUAAUUAAUAAAUCGACCGCCUUACCAUUAAACGCUGUAUAAUUAUAUUAUCUUAGUUAUUUAGUGUUUCGAUUUACCGUGUUCGGUGAUAUUUGGCGCCAGAGGAAGCGAGACAAAACACUAUCUAGCCAUAGCAGACUUAUACAGCAUUUAUAUGGUGAUCUAAAUAAUAAACACUUGGUCUGCAUUCAACUGAAUAUAGGGGCUUCACUACGAUUAACUUGGCCACAUAAUUUACAACAGUUAUUUGCAUAUGAUUUAUAUAAAAAAAAUUAAGUGGUUUUCUUCAGAGUAAUGUCAGUUCCGUCGUAGUGUGGUAAGGCCCUUAUACUUACAAGUCUUACUCUAGUUGUUUCGUGCAUGUAACGUCGAUAUUUCUAAUAGCAACUACGUUUUUAAUAGCUGAUAAUAUAUGAAUUCGACUGAUAAAAUAUUAAAGUUUAGUCAUCGUGACACAUUCUUUAACCACUUUGGGUGACAAGAAUGUAUUCCCGCCUUCAUAGCAAUCAAAUAUCGCUUACAAUCCUACUGCAACGCUGUUCAUACAACGUACAUAUUAUAAACUCAGUAAGUGCUAUACCUUCAUGCAGUUGGAAAUCCAAAAAUAGUAUCAAAAUCACAGUCACAAACACUCGAUACUACGUUAUAUCGAAAGUCAAGGAUAACAAAUUAAAUUAGUACUUACUACUUUAAUUUGCAGUGUUUCGGACUAUGUAAUUCGUUCUUAUUGUAUUAUGUUGGUGAACAAUGUCCGCAGUUUGGGUAUACAGACAGCACGCAAUGCUUAUCUGCACACUUUGUAAACAUCAAAUUAUGUAAUUUCGAAUAGAUUUUAACUCGCUAAUGUUCAAUGUUGAAAUGUGAUAGAAUUCUGCAGAAUAAUAUCCAAACAUGUCGCUUAACUUUUUGGGCAUUACCUCCUAAACGACUAGUUUACGCCUGUCUGGAUCAGUUAGGCUAUUUCUAUCAGCAAUGCGGCAAAAGAACGGUGUCCUGAUAGUGUGCUCAUCACCGCCUAAUCAAUGUUUUCAAUAGCAAAAGAAUUCUUGAGUGCAUUGCCAGCUUACCUUAUUAUAUUUGUUACCAAUGACAACUUGUUUGAAAAAAAAAACAGGAACCAGGAUAAUUAUGAUUUUCAAAUCCAUUAUAGAAACGCUGCCAUUUUAUAAAUUAACAAAACAUUUAAAAGUGCUAGAUCUGGCAUGUCAUCGAGAUUAUGAACAUUAAUGAGAAUUGCUAAGAAACUUUCCCAGCUUUAAAAAAAAUGUACGAACUAAAAAAUAUCGCAUUUUUGUAUACUUAAUAUACGGAAGUUGACACAAAUCUUCAAGCUGGUGAUCAACGUACCAACCAUGCCGUGUUUAUCCCGGCGCCACAUACAGACAAAUAUUUGAACAAAGACUGAAAGACUUUGCCACACAUGUCAACACAGUUUUUCCUGGACCUGCCACACAGGCUUUGCAAAUAAAUUCGCUCACAGUAUUCAAAGAGACAACAAACACGAUGGACUGCGAUUUUGUGGACGCGGUAUACGUGUACUAUUUGUGAAUAUAAUUAUUACAUAUACCUAUAUAAAAAUAAACUAACAACUCCGAUAUGGAGCAAGAUAACUAUUUACUUGUUAUUCUGAUCCAGGCGACACUGACCAAAUUUAAAUGUUUAUGGCUUUUACUUUUAGGGAUUCCAUAUAAUCGAUUCUCCUUCAUACAACUCAAUACAACUGAACUUUGCACAAGUGUGGCAGAAUACGCAAAGUUUUUAACUUUGAACGAUUUGAUAUGUGGUUGAAAAAGCGAUACCGAAUGGCAAAUACGCAAAUACCCGUGCUACACAUGUGUUCAAACAAGUGUUCAAAUAUUUUUGCUAUGUGUGGCGCCGGCAUUAGAGCCAGCUGGUGCUGACAGCUGAUGGAUAAGCGAGCGCAACUAAUUACAACGCUGGAUUUUGUACAGCAAUCCAUCGGCAUUAAAACUACUGUUUUGCAAUAAAAACUGUUACGACGUAAAGCCGUGGUUGUACUCGCUAAUCGAUCAUGUAGUCGUAGCUACUCGUUGGAGUAUUCGAUUAUUUUGUUAUGAAACAAGCUAGGUAACAUGGUUUUAUUUAAUUUUCUGAUUUCAAUGUACCUUCAACGUGAUUAUGUCAUCAUCAGUUAUCACAAAGACAAUAGUAUCAUAUUUUUUACUUGAAAUAUAUAAUUUAUGUUUCAUA